Messenger RNA from Schistosoma intercalatum, 1317 nucleotides. Lineage: Eukaryota; Metazoa; Platyhelminthes; Trematoda; Strigeidida; Schistosomatidae. The record is from the annotation of a GenBank genome assembly.
AUGCCAACACAACAUAUUGCUCUGGCAUUAUUCUUAGUUCUGUUGGCAAUUGGAGUCAUCAUUUUGAUCAGCAUACUAGUUAUUGUCAAAAGACGUAUAGCUCGACGAAAAAGCCGAAUAGGACGUACUACUUAUAAUUCAUGUGGACAUGGCCUACCAAAAGUUUGGAAAUCAAAUAUCGAGAAAAAAAUUAAUGGCACUGUGAAAAUACGCACUGAACCUCAGGUAUUCGGUCCUCAUUAUUCUGAAAAUUACGAUGUCUACACUUCUACUGGUGAAGUAACUUUCCUUUAUCGUGCUAAAACAGUCGAUCAGUUUCUCAUGUUAAAACAAGCCAUACUUUCCUUAGAUUCGACAUUAGAAGCUCCUCCAUUAAGAGAUAUACGUGAUUUCUUAUUGACAGCUCGUCAUAAUGUCAUGAAUCCGCCACCAUCUCGUGAUCACAUUGAAGAAUAUUGUCAACUGUAUUUAUGGGCAAGGCAUGAUUUGAAUUCUUUUGGUGAAUCAGAAUAUAAACGGUUUUGUGAAUUGCAAACUAAUUUAUUAGAAAUAGUCAAUCGUACAAAACCAUGGCCUGUCUAUUCAUCAGGUGGAACCAAUACUAUUGGUCAGUCAUUAUCCGAACAGUCAUCAAAGAUACAUAAAAGAAAUCAUUCAAAUUUUAAAAUUAAUUUUCCAUCAUUUCUAUUUAAGGCAACAGAACAUUCACAACUUCGUGUUGUUCAUUCAAGUGCUUCUGUUACAACAGUAACAACUACAAUACCAUCUUCAUCAUCACCGCUAACAACAACAAUAACUACAAGUAUUGCAUUAUCACCAGCUACAUUGUCAUCACCAUCAACGUCUAUAGUUAAUCAAUCACGUCCAACACGUGUUAAAGUAUUAUCCAGAACUGGACAACCUAGCGGUUUAAAUUUAAAACGUUUAUCUCAUUCAACACAUCGUAAAAAGCAUGAAUUAUUAGUUUCAUCAUCUGAACAUGAAACGCUUACUAAAAACUCACAUUUAAUUCAUCCAAGCCAUAUCUUUACAAAUGAUGUCAUCGGUGAAAUUGAUUCCAGUGUAGAUUUAUUAAAUAAAAUUGAUAGAAUGGAAACGAAAACCGAUAGUUGUUCACAUCGUCGUGAUAGUUGUCAAAGUGAUGGUUCACAAACAGCGUUAAUUGAUUUAGAACCUGUUAUUGUUGUGAAUCCAUCGAAAACAUUAUCACAACCAUCACGACAAAUAAAACUCAGUGAAUCUUAUAUUAUUCAACCGGAUAUAAAAAAUCUAACACGAUUUAACAAAGGUAUGGAAAAUGAAGCUGUAAAUUGUUGA